Messenger RNA from Manis javanica (Malayan pangolin), 2811 nucleotides. It is a transcript of the gene OVCH2, whose product is annotated as ovochymase 2. Lineage: Eukaryota; Metazoa; Chordata; Mammalia; Pholidota; Manidae. The record is from RefSeq and is a predicted model, not a curated record. Gene Ontology annotation, molecular function: serine-type endopeptidase activity. Gene Ontology annotation, biological process: acrosome reaction; proteolysis.
CAAUUUCAGGGAAGAACACUUGAGUGUAGUCUCAAAAUGCCUUUGAGCAAGAAUAAACUGAUUUUACUACUUGGAAUGAUCUGCAUGGUACAAGGUAAAUCUGCAACUCUUUCUCUCCCCAAAGCUCCCACCUGUGGGCAGAGUCUGGUGAAGGCACAGCCUUGGAGUUACUUUAACCUUCUCAGUUACAUUGUUGGGGGAAGCCAAGUGGAAAAGGGCUCUUACCCCUGGCAGGUGUCUCUGAAACAAAGAGAGAAACAUAUCUGUGGUGGGACCAUCAUCUCUCAACAGUGGGUGAUUACAGCUGCUCACUGCAUUGCAAACAGAAAUCCUGCAUCGGUUCUGAAUGUUACUGCUGGAGAACAUGACUUGAGCCGCACAGAGCUGGGGGAACAAGUCUUCACCACGGAAACCAUCAUCAUACACCCAUAUUUCUCCACCAAGAAGCAUGACUAUGAUAUCGCUCUUUUGAAGAUGGCUGCCACCUUCCAUUUCGGCCAGUCUGUGGGGCCCAUAUGUCUUCCAGAGCCUGGGGAACAAUUUGAAGCUGGGUUCAUUUGUACAACUGCAGGCUGGGGCCGCUUGGCUGAAGACGGCAUGCUCCCACAAGUCCUACAGCAAGUGAACCUACCCAUUUUGACCCAAGAGGAAUGUCUGGCAGUUCUGUUAACGCUGAAGAAGCCCAUCAGUGGGCAGACCUUUCUCUGCACAGGCUUCCCCGAUGGAGGGAGAGACACCUGUCACGGAGAUUCGGGAGGUUCUCUCAUGUGCCGGAAUAAGAAAGGGGCUUGGACUCUGGCCGGUGUGACCUCCUGGGGUUUGGGCUGUGGUAGAGGCUGGAGAAACAAUGUGCAGAAAGAUGAUCAAGGAUCCCCUGGGAUAUUCUCAAAUCUUAGUAAAAUGCUUCCUUGGAUCCACGAACAUAUCCAAACUGGUAAUGAAGCCAGCACCUCCAGAGCCUCAUGCAGUGAGCAGGAUGGUGGAAUUGGCGGGACUGAGGGGGAGCUGUGCUUCCCAGAAAGCCCCUACGCCUCUUAUAAGAGCCAGCAACUGUGUGUCUGGACCCUGCUGGUGCCAGAGAAAAUGCACCUGUUACUCAGCCUUUCCCACUUGGAAGCAGAGUCCUUUCACCACAGUUACCUGGCGAUGUACUCUUCAGAAGACAGGCUCAUUGGGAAGUUCUGUGGAGAAAGCGUCACUUCAUCAGUUCUUAUCAGCUCCAGCUCUGUCAGGCUGCAGUUUGUCUCUGAUGCCACAGAUUAUGCAGCCGGGUUUAAUAUUACCUACAAAGCUCUUAAACCAAACUACCUUCCUGAUGCAGGCUGCAGGUCAUUAACUGUCCUUUUUGAAGAAGGCCUCAUACAGAGUCUGCACUAUCCUGAAAACUACAGCGACCUGGCUGCCUGCAGCUGGGUUUUUCAAGCCCCCAGACGUUACCUGAUUAAGCUUUCCUUUCAGAAUCUGGAAAUAGAAGAAAGUGGAGACUGCACUUCUGACUAUGUGACAGUGCACAGGGAUGUGGAAAGAAAGAAGGAAGUAGCUCGGCUGUGUGGCUUUGCUGCCCCUGUGCCUGUGCUGAGCUCCUCUGGUGUGAUGUUCAUCAGCUUCCAGUCGGACGAAAAUGUGACCUUCAGAGGCUUUCAGGCUUCAGUCUCCUUUAUUCCUGAGACAGGUAAGAAGAUAGAGGCACCAAGUCCUCGGGUCCCAAUUCUCAUCCUCAUAACAUGGUAAUAAAGGGCAGCCUGUAAGCCCACAAAGUUGCUUCUCAUUAUUUGAUGUCACUGUUCUAGAGAGUUGUCCACAAACACUCAGUGAAUGCUGAGCCACUACUCCCAGGGCAAAUACAGGGUUGGGUCCUCGGAGCCUCUGGUUUUAUGUGUGUCUCUGUUUAAUGUCACAUUGUUUAAUAUGUAUUGUUGAUUCAUAACAUUAAACUCACAGUCAGUACCACUGUAACUCCUGCCUGAACAAAGCUUCCCUUAUCACACAUAUUUUCUCCGAAAGUCACAACACAGCCUCCUUGCACUUAGUUACACUAGAUGGCACUUCAGUGGUUUAGGAAAAUCACCAACCAAAAAGCAUAACACCAAAAAAAAGAGAGGCACAAAACAGACCACGGAAGACAAAAGAGCAGUGUGCCUCAUUAGGCUGUAGCCAGGAACACGUGCAUCAGGAGACUCAAAAUUUUCAUGAAAAGCACCAUGAGGAUUGGUUUUGAGUUACAAAUAAAUGUCAGUGUGUAGGUGAAUUCAAAAAUAUGGAAUCCACAAAGAAUGAGGAUCAGCUCUAUGUCUGCAUCUUGGCCUGCCCUUACUAGAUGUGAGAUCUAAGAGUCGUCUAAGACUCAUUUUCUUCGCCCUUACAAUGGGAGGUUAAUUCACGCCUUGUAAGAAUGGAGUGAGGAUUAAAUGGGUAUGAUACGCUUGGUCACAAGUGAGUAUGUGACUCAUAACAGAAGCUCAGAAAUGUGAAAUAUCUUCACCAAUCCCCAGUUCCUAGACACUUGAACUGCACAGCUUCCUUUCAAGCCCUGACACUCACUCACCACCCUCCGUCCAAAUCCCAUAAAGCUUGUUAGGGGUUUUUCAGAUUGUUCAUUCUUGUUAGGUGGAAAGCAGCUGCUUCUAGCAAAGACAGGUUAUAUAGUUAAAGUACUUCACUUUUCAGUUAAAACAUCCAUAGCCCAGCUGACUGAGAUACCCCAGAAUCCUAAUAAUAAUAAUUUCUGGUAAGACCAAAACACUGGCCUUGUGUGGUCUGAACAACUGUAUUGUGCUGACACCCAGAUGUAAACAUCUCCGGAUCAGAGGA